GGUGUGAAACAAGUGAUUUUAGUAUUGAGAAUCGCAAAGAUGACAUAACACAGCUGUUAAUCGAUUCUCCACAUGUUCGUUCAGUCUAUACGCGCCUUGUACCUACAUGUACAACACAUCAGGAUUUCUGGUCUCGAUACUAUUUUCGUCUACAUCGAAUUGAAGAAGAUGAAGCUAGACGAUUAAAUUUAUUGAAACGCGCACAAGAAAUUUGUGAUGCAAAUCAAGCAGACGAUUGGGAUGAACCUGAUAACGAAUGGACAGAAGAAACGACAGCAACUUCCGACGAUCAACGAGCUAUUCCAAAUACAAGAAUGAAACUGGAAAACACUAUAACGGAACUAAAAGAAAAUCGAUUAGUUUCAGGCGGCAGUUGGAAAGGAGAAUUUGACGAAACAGAUCUCGAGGCAACUCUUACAUCGAAUACUGAACUUCCAGAGAGAAAUCCGUCCGAAAUUUCACGAUCAAACGAAGAAUCUAA
Molecule: messenger RNA, 481 nt
Organism: Adineta ricciae
Lineage: Eukaryota; Metazoa; Rotifera; Eurotatoria; Adinetida; Adinetidae
Source: the annotation of a GenBank genome assembly